Prinia subflava (tawny-flanked prinia) is the source of this 6269-nucleotide messenger RNA. RefSeq names its product solute carrier family 2, facilitated glucose transporter member 5-like. Gene Ontology annotation, molecular function: hexose transmembrane transporter activity. NCBI's taxonomy places the organism in Eukaryota, Metazoa, Chordata, Aves, Passeriformes, Cisticolidae. Gene Ontology annotation, biological process: monosaccharide transmembrane transport. Gene Ontology annotation, cellular component: plasma membrane. The record is from RefSeq and is a predicted model, not a curated record.
UUUAUUGUCUUACAUACAUGCUUUCAAGAGUAUAGUAAGGUACUUUUUGGAAAGGGGGAAUUGGCCAGUCUUUCUUCGCUAAGCUAGAAAGAAUGUUAUUCUUACAAUAAUUGUCCAGGAUGAGUUUAGCAAUCGGUGGUUUGAAGAGGAUGUUGAGCUCUCAGGAGAGAAGGCAGCAUGGCCAAGGAAACAAAAGGCCCUGAGCAGAUGGACAUGGUGUAAGGCUGCUGUGGAUUCCUGUGGGUGAGCUGUCUGUCUGUCCUGGGAGCGAGGCUGUGCCUGGCUCCAGCAGGGUCCUGGCCCCUUUUGUUCCAAGGCAGUGUGUGGCACGGCGUCCUGUGCAAUGCACACGUCAGUGCCCAGGACGUGGAAAUGAUUCAGUGUUUUGUGGGAAUAAGGCGCCACUCCUGGUUCUGAGAGCUCUGGAUAGCUCUGCUUUUCUAAAUGCUUGAGUUGCUCCACAGCCAGCACUUACACUCUGCCCAUGACCCUGUCCCAGGAAGGGCUGCUGGAGGAGAUAAGAGAGGAAAAAUACACUGCUGCUUGCACUCCCAUGCAGUGGGCUGCAGCUAUCAGAGAUCUCAGCCUGACCCUUUGCCAGCUGAUUCAUGCCCAGCAGUGCAGGUCUAUGAGUACCAGUCACUUUGCUUUACCCUAAAAGAGCUCAGACACACACUCAUUGUAUCCCCAGGAGAGAUGCUCUUUGUUUCACAUCCACGUUACCUUCCCCUCCUGAGCUUUCUCUCCAGAAUUAUUUGCUGACAUGCACCUGGCUGGUCGGAACAGCUAGAAAUCUCCAAACCAGCAGAGAGGUUGCUGAGCUGUGGGGCUGAUCAGCUGGGACCACUGAAGUUGGAUAAACAAUAUGCCCAGGGAAACCUUGGCUGGAAAGGUCUCACCUGCACAGGUAAAUUGCCUGCCUGUGAUGCAGAACUGUCAGGUGGGCUUCCCAGUGCAACAGGGCAGAGACAGCAGCCUGAGCAGUGCUUGCACUGGGGACAGCACUGACUUCCUUGGGAAGGCCACUGUGGUUUGAAGAAACUCAAGCCCCUGGUUAACAUCACACAGCUGAUGUAUCCAAAACUCCCUGUCCCAUGCCCCAAGCACCCUGCUGGCAUUCACAAAGUCGGAUCAAGGAAGGCUGGUCCUCCAAGGAGCAGUAAGGCAGGGAGGCUGCCAGACCAUCUCCAUUUCUGCAGUGUGAACUCUGAGAGUGGUGACUUUCUGAAACUGCUCUGACCUUCUGAGUGGCAGUGAUGUCUGUGAGCAGCUCUGCCUACCCUGCCCGUGCUGCCCAGUUCCCUCUCCUCCAGCACAGGCAAAGGGAUCAGUGCCUGCUAAGCAAUGCAUCUUUUUGCCUUUGCAUGAGCUGUCCAUUGCUUCCUUGAGGAAUUUAUCUAGUUUGGACUAGAUGGUUCUGGGCAAACCCUGAGAACCAGCACUGGGACCACAUCUUUUCCAAGGGAUUUCUAUGUCAUCUUGGAAAAGGAGACAGACCUCCUAGUAGGGAGCUGUCAGCUCAGGGGAAGCCCCCAAGUGUCCCAAUAGCAUCUCCAUCCUCCUGGCCUCAGCAAAUGCCAUCACUGUCUGCAGGAUGUGUGCUGGGACCAGCUACACCUGCAGCUCUGCCUCUCCCGGUUCUCGUGGGUUUCUUUGUGUGCCUCAGACAGUGUGUCAGAUGUCUUGAGGAAGGAGAUGCGUGAGCAUCCCAUGACAGGGAGUGCUGGGACAGGGACAGCCCCAGUGCUGUGUCUGGAGUCUGGGGCAGCAGCGAGGCAAGAGUGGGGCAGGAGCUCUGGGAGUGAUGAUGGGUGGGGAUCAGGGUGGUUUAUGGGCUCAAAGCAACUUUCCCAGCCACGGGGAAUAUUUUAGCCAGGGACACCUUGCAUGGAGACAGGGGAGGAAUGCCAGUAAAAUGUGGAGACAAGCUCCUUGCAGCUCAGAGCAGUGGCUGUUUCUCGCCAGCCCUUGUCUGUCGUGUGCCGCUAUCACCGGGUCAGGUCGCAGGAGUGUCUCCAAUUAACCCAGCCCCCUGGUGAUUCUUAAUUGGCACUCCAGGCUUUCCUCCUCCCCCUUCUUGCCACACCACGAGUUUCUCACCUCUACAUCUGCUGCUAAGCCUCUGCUCCCAGCAUCCCAGCCACUGCUGGGAGCCAGUGACCAUAACCCGUAUUUACUCCCUGAAGGAGGCAGUAGCCAUCCCCUGGCUCGGGCAGUGUCCGGAGGCUGUCCCUGCUCGGUCCCCAGCCUCGGGCUGUGUGGCAGGAGGAGGGGCUGUGGCUGCAGGGAUGAGCGCGGAGCCUGGGGACAGGUCUGGGCUUCAGUGCAGAGCAGCUGGGAAGUUCCGGGAGGGAUUUUUGGCAGGUAUUUCCUGGGAGAAUACCAGAGUGGGGGAGAGACGGCUGCUGCUGUUUCCUCUUUCCAGAGACCAGUGGACACAUUUAACCCUUCAGGUGCCACUCCCAGAGAUGGGCCAUGUACGUGAAUGACCAGAACUGGAGCAGGGCUGCAGGCUCAUCAUCCUGUCCCGGGCUUGCUGCUUUGCCCUGUCUUAGCAAGGGCUUGGGGUGAGUCCUGGGCAUGUUUGGGGCUGCCCUGCAGCACUGCAGGUGCUUUGACCAUGGCUGGGAUCCACAGGCUGCAUGUUCUCGUGCUGAGUUGUCUCACCCAUGGUUAAGUCCAAUAAAAUGGAUCUUCAUCCUGCUGCUCUGACAAUGAACCAGGACCAUCCCCAGAAGGACUGUGGCUUCUGCAGGUCUCCCCCACUGUGUCACCAGGACACCCACACAAAGGUAGAGGUGAUGCCCUGAUUCAGAUGUGGAGAAACUGAGUCUGGGCAAGACACAGGAACUCCUGAACAGAGGCCAGCCCUGGGAAAACUGAACACUGGCAGGUUCGCAAGGGCUGGUGGCUGGGGAAAAGGGCCCGCUGCUUUCAGGAAAGCUGGAGGCUUGUGUAGGGAGGAGACCAGAGCUGGAACAUCCUCCGUGGGAGAAUGUGGUGCCUGGACCCUCCCACACCCCAGACAGCCCGGCUGGGGCUGGCUCGGCAGGCUGGGGGUGCCCGUGCAGCUCUCCCGGCUCUGCUCCGCUUUCCUGGCCCCACGGGGCUGUCCUGAGUAGGGCCAGCCUGUCGAGACCUGUCCCUUUUAAGCCCUUGGAGCUGUUUCCAGCCGUGCCUUAGUGGGGUCUCCAUCCUUUCAACUGGCUGUUCGGCAAAUUAAGAGCAUGCUAUUAGGCUGCUAAUUAAAGGCACUUCAUUAGCAGCAGGGGAGGCAGCUCCUGGCCGCAGCAAAAUUGGAUUCCUCUGAGCUGCCAUGAGCCGAUUUCUCCUCUCUGGGGCUGGGGGCUGUGUCCCUCCGUGUCCGGGGAAGCUGCCUCGACCAUGGCCAUGGGCUACCAGCCUCUUCCCGAGCGCAGGGCAUGGGGCACAUCCACCCCACGGUGGGGGAGAGCCCGGGGGUGUUCGGGGUGCUGCGGGGCCGCCCCCUCGCCGCCAGCCUCGGGCAUGGUGCAGUGGUGCUGCCCCACUUACGGUUCCCGGGGUCACUCCCGUUUAGAGGGGACACGCGAGAGCUCUCAGCGGUGGCAGAGCAUCACCUCUGUGGUUCCGCCGCCCCCAGGCUGCGCCGUGGCCCCUCAGCGGGCUGAGCAGUCCGCAGGUGCUGCCCCUGCCCCCGGAGGGGAGAGGCUCCCGGACUCCUCCUCCGGCCGCUCAGGCGCCUCCAAUGAGCCCCGGGGGCGCCCGGGCUGUCCUGCUCUGCCCUGCCUUCCCUUCCCUCACUCCUCGUUCUUCUAUCUAAAAAUGGGAGAGACCAGCCGGGCCGCCGGACCGGGGCUGCCUUCCUCCCCCUCUUCCUCUCCUCCCGCCCCGCGCUCCGCCUGCAGCCCGGAGCCGUCAGUCGGGGAAGGGACCCCACGGCCCGGCGGGGACAUCACCGGGCACCUCACCUUCCCCCUGAUGUCUGUCACCCUUCUGGUAUCCUUUGGCUCCUCCAUGCUCUAUGGCUACAACCUUGCUGUGGUGAACUCACCGGCAGAGCACAUAAAGGCUUUCUACAACGCCACGUGGUCCCAGCGGUUCGGGCACGGGCUGGCCCCCGGGCCCCUGACCCUGCUCUACGCCCUGACCGUCUCCAUCUUCGCGCUGGGCGGGCUGCUGGGCUCGCUGCUGGUGGGGGCGCUGGUGCAGCGCUACGGCAGGAACGGCGCUCUGAGCCGCAGCGCUCUCCUCGUCCUCCUGGCCGGCAGCUUCAUGGGCCUCAGCCGGGAGCUGGGAUCCCCCGAGAUGGUGAUCAUCGGCCGCUCCAUCACGGGGCUGCACUCAGGUAUCUGUCUCAGUGUGGUGCCCCUCUACCUGGGAGAAAUCGCUCCCAAGAACCUGCGGGGAUUCCUGGGCCUCAUGCCCAGCAUCUUCAUCUGCCUGGGGGUUUUCUCUGCCCAGGUCCUGGGCCUCCCUGAACUGCUGGGCAAGGACAGGUUCUGGCCCCUUUUCUUGUCAGUGGUGGUUGCUCCUGCCUCCCUCCAGCUUCUGCUGCUGCACUGCUUCCCUGAGAGCCCUCGGUACCUGCUGAUAGAGAGAAACGACAUCUGUGGGGCCACCAAAGCGCUGCGCUGGUUCCUGGGGACCCCCGACGUACAGGAGGUGAUGGAGGAGAUGAAGGAGGAGCAGCGGUCGCUCUCCUCCCUGGAGAUGGUGUCUGUGUGGCAGCUGCUGCGGGACCGCUCAGUGCGCUGGCAGACGCUCUCGGUGGCGGUGGUGAACGCCGGCAUGCAGCUCUCGGGGAUCGACGCCAUCUGGUUUUACACCAACGCCAUCUUCGAGAACGCCGGGAUCCCGGUGUCCGAGAUCCCCUACACCACCAUGGGCACCGGCGCCAUUGAGGUCAUUGCCGGGCUGAUCGGGUGCUUCACCAUCGAGAGGGUGGGCCGGCGGCCCCUCAUCAUCACAGGUUUCUGUGCCAUGGGUGUCUGCUCGGCUGGCAUCACCAUCUCUCUGCUGCUGCAGGCCGCCCUGCCCUGGAUGCGCUACGUCAGCGUCGCCUGCGUGGUCGGCAUCAUCGCUGGCUUCUGCAUGGGACCAGCCGGUGUCCCGUUCCUGAUGACAGCUGAGCUCUUCAUGCAGUCGCACCGCCCGGCUGCCUACAUUGUGGGGGGCUCUCUCAACUGGCUCUGCAACUUCACUGUCGGCUUCAUCUUCCCCUUCUUGCAGAUGUCAGCGGGUGCCUUUUGCUACCUGGUUUUCUGUGGUGUCUGCCUGCUGGUGGCCCUGUAUGUCUACCUUGUCAUCCCUGAGACCAAGAACAAAACCUUCAUGGAGAUCAGCCACCUCUUCGCCACGCGCCGCUCCAUCCUCUCUGCCCCAGCCCAUCUCAUUGGGAUGAGGAAGCUCGAUGGCUAUGGGACUUUGGAGAGCAGCUCCCUGGAGGGCUCAGGCUCCAGCCUGCCCUGAUCUGAGUGAACUGGUCUCCCAGGACAUGUCUCCAUGGCACAAUCUGCACCCAGGAUGAGCCCCACUGAUGCACCAAGGUUGCUCUGACUGCUGGGCAUGACCCCCCUGCUGGAAGAGAUGCCCCCACAGAGACAAGGGAACCUCCUGAGGCCGGGGGUUCUCAUUGCUCCUGGGUGUGGGGCCUUGGCAAGAGCUUCUGGCAUGAGCUGUUUAAUAAAGAGCAUUGCCACCAGAGCCAUUGUUUGGCAAGUUUAGCCUGGAAUGGCAGCAAGCAGGAGUGUGGUGGAAUGGGUGGGUGCUUCUCCGGUACUAGGGAAGAGCAGAAUGCAAAGGGGGGCUUUUCCUCCUCCCUACUGUGACUGGCUGGAAAGGUCAAAGUCACCCCACAUUUUCUAGGAAGGGUAGUCAGGAUGGCUCCCGGGCUCUUGCAUCUCACCCCAAGUUGGUCAGGCAAAGCUGGAGGUUGUUGCAGAAGGGACAUGGAGCAGCUCUGGGGUGACUGUCCAGCCACUGUGCCCCUCCACAGACUGCUGGAAGCCCUUGGUGCCUGGCCUCAUAUGCUGGCCCCACAGAGUGCUCCCAUGGGAACCUUGCACACUCCCAAUUUCUCUGGUGUAUCCCAGGAUACACCCUCAUCCCCUUACUGCACCCCAUGGACUGCUGUGACCCCGAAGUGCUCUCCAAGCACAACCUCUGCCAUGUCUCUGCCCUGAAUCCUGGGGGCUGUGCUUGGAGGGAGAGGCUGCCCUAUGUCCCAGGACCCCCCAAUAGCAGCUCCCACAAGUACCACGGUAGACUAUGGAGUUCCCAGACUUCCA